Molecule: messenger RNA, 2941 nt
Organism: Salvelinus namaycush (lake trout)
Lineage: Eukaryota; Metazoa; Chordata; Actinopteri; Salmoniformes; Salmonidae
Gene: braf
Product: B-Raf proto-oncogene, serine/threonine kinase
Exons: 19
Coding region: 6-2342 (778 amino acids)
Biological process (GO): protein phosphorylation; signal transduction
Cellular component (GO): plasma membrane; mitochondrion; cytosol
Molecular function (GO): protein kinase activity; ATP binding
Source: RefSeq, a predicted model, not a curated record
UUAAAAUGGCGGCGUUGACUAACGCCGAGUCCCCACCGCCCGUCUUCAACGGUGACACGAUGGACCGAGACCCGGAGCGGGAGCGGGGACUGGAGGAGCUGGGAGCCUGCCUCGACCCAGCCUGUUCGGUGGGGAUCCCGGAAUGUCCGCAGGACGAGGAGAUCUGGAAUAUCAAACAGAUGAUCAAGCUGACACAGGAGCACUUAGAGGCACUACUGGACAAGUUUGGAGGAGAAUGUAACCCUCCGUCCAUAUAUCUGGAGGCCUAUGAGGAGUACACCAGUAAACUGGAUGCUCUACAGCAGAGGGAGCAGCAGCUCCUGGAGGCUAUGGGAAACGGGACAGACUUCUACUCCUCCUCUCCUACGCCCCCCUCCCUCCUGGAUGGGGGUUUGAGCUGUUCUGGGGGCACUCAGUUCCUUCUCCCCUCCGCCCCCAACACCCUGGCUGUCCUUCAGACCCCUACAGACGGACGGGCCAAUCCCCGCUCCCCUCAGAAACCCAUCGUCAGGGUGUUCCUGCCCAACAAACAGCGGACCGUGGUCCCAGCCCGCUGUGGCAUGACAGUCAGAGACUCUCUGAAGAAGGCUUUAAUGAUGAGGGGACUAAUCCCUGAGUGCUGUGCUGUCUACAGGAUACAGGACGGAGAGAAGAAGCCUCUUGGCUGGGACACAGACAUCUCCUGGCUGACGGGGGAGGAGCUACACGUGGAAGUGCUGGAGAACGUCCCUCUGACCACACACAACUUUGUGAGGAAGACGUUUUUUACGUUGGCCUUCUGCGAUUUUUGCCGGAAGCUUCUGUUCCAGGGUUUCCGAUGUCAGACGUGUGGCUAUAAGUUCCACCAGCGUUGCAGCACAGAGGUGCCGCUCAUGUGUGUCAACUACGACCAGCUAGAUUUGUUGCUGGUGUCCAAGUUCUUUGAGCACCACCCCAUCACCCAGGAGGAGGUGUCAUCAGAGGGCACCACCCCCGUGUCCGAGGCUUACCCGUCACUGCCCCCGUCCGACUCCACCGGGUCCCUGUGCCACGCCAGUGUGUCCCCGUCCAAGUCCAUCCCUAUCCCCCAGAAUUUCAGGCCCGGAGAAGAGGACCACAGGAACCAGUUUGGACAGAGAGAUCGCUCGUCCUCCGCUCCCAACGUCCACAUCAACACCAUCGAACCCGUCAACAUAGACGACUUGAUUCGAGACCAAGGUUUACAGAGGUCAGACGGAGGGUCGACUGCAGGGCUGUCGGCCACGCCCCCGGCCUCGCUGCCUGGCUCAUUGACCAAUGUGAAGGCUCCUCAGAAGUCUCCGUGUCCACAGAGAGAGAGGAAGUCAUCGUCCUCGUCUGACGACCGCAAUAAGAUGAAAACCCUGGGCAGACGGGACUCGAGUGACGACUGGGAGAUCCCAGAAGGUCAGAUCACCCUGGGUCAGAGGAUAGGAUCUGGAUCCUUUGGAACGGUCUUCAAGGGCAAGUGGCACGGCGACGUGGCGGUGAAGAUGUUAAACGUUACAGCUCCCACCCCACAGCAGCUACAGGCCUUUAAGAACGAAGUGGGAGUCCUCCGGAAGACGCGUCACGUCAACAUCCUGCUGUUCAUGGGUUACACCACCAAGCCUCAGCUGGCCAUCGUGACCCAGUGGUGUGAGGGCUCCUCCCUCUACCACCAUCUGCACAUCAUAGAGACCAAGUUUGAGAUGAUCAAGCUCAUAGACAUCGCCCGGCAGACCGCACAGGGCAUGGAUUAUCUGCACGCCAAGUCCAUCAUCCAUAGAGACCUGAAGAGCAACAACAUCUUCUUACACGAGGACCUGACCGUGAAGAUAGGAGACUUCGGCCUGGCCACAGUGAAGUCACGCUGGAGCGGCUCCCACCAGUUUGAACAGCUCUCUGGCUCCAUCCUGUGGAUGGCCCCAGAAGUGAUCCGUCUGCAAGAUAAGAACCCUUACAGCUUCCAGUCUGACGUUUACGCCUUCGGGAUCGUUCUCUAUGAGUUGAUGUCUGGGGCCUUGCCCUACUCCAACAUCAAUAACAGAGACCAGAUAAUCUUCAUGGUGGGUCGGGGCUACCUGUCUCCUGACCUCAGUAAGGUGCGCUCCAACUGUCCUAAAGCCAUGAGGAGGCUGAUGGCUGACUGUAUGAAGAAGAAGAGAGAGGAACGACCCCUAUUCCCUCAGAUCCUGGCGUCCAUUGAGCUUCUGGCGCGUUCUUUACCCAAGAUCCACCGCUCCGCGUCGGAACCCUCACUGAACCGAGCCGGGUUCCAGACGGAGGACUUCAGCCUGUACGCCUGUGCCUCCCCCAAAACCCCUAUCCAGGGGGGAUACGGGGAGUUUUCAGCAUUUAAAUAAGCUGCUGAGCCAGAUCCCGCCAGUCCAUCCCUCGUCACUCUUCAACAAGUCUUGUGUUCCUGCGGUGGGUUACUUCAUCCAUUAACCAAAAACCAACAUACUAGUCUCAAAAGAACGUGCUGUUUUCUACUUUCCACACCACGAAGAGACGGACAAGACGGCCUCUUCCUCUCUCCGCUCCACGUCUCAGGAGUUCUACAGAUGAUGUCUCCGCGGGGGAAUCACCACAUCGGAAGAAAAACGACCAAAAUCUGAUUUAAAUAAAAAGCCGACGUAUCCCACAAGCCCCCUCCAACUGAGACCUUCAUCCUUCUGGGAGAUGAUUGUUGUCAUCUGUAUAUAGCUGUAUAAAGGAGACACUGGCCGUUUUAAAUAGGAGGCAUGGUGACUCUCAACAUGGAAUGAGAUAUAUAAAAUGAUUAAAAUGAAGAAAUAAAGGGUUAAAAAGACAUUUUGAUAGAAUGACAUUCUGAGAAAAAAAUGUUGUGUAAAAAAAUUAAAAAUAAUUUAAGAACUGUAUUAUAUUAAAGAUGAAAGAGCUUAAUGUAUUUGUUGUGAAUAUGAAAAACAGAUAUAUUAAAGAAGUGCAUGAAAACGGU